Messenger RNA from Spinacia oleracea (spinach), 4281 nucleotides. RefSeq lists its product as uncharacterized. NCBI's taxonomy places the organism in Eukaryota, Viridiplantae, Streptophyta, Magnoliopsida, Caryophyllales, Amaranthaceae. Gene Ontology annotation, biological process: DNA integration. Gene Ontology annotation, molecular function: RNA-DNA hybrid ribonuclease activity; nucleic acid binding. The coding region runs from base 1 to 4281 and encodes 1426 amino acids. The record is from RefSeq and is a predicted model, not a curated record. The transcript has 3 exons.
AUGGAUGCCUACAAGGCCCGAAUGACUGUCCAAACAGGAGAUGAAGCGGCAUGGUGCAGGUUUUUCCCGGCCACUCUCAAAGGGAUGGCCCUCUCAUGGUUCUCUGGGCUAUCGGCUGGUGUCAUCACAAGAUUCUCAGUGCUCGAAGCUCUAUUUAAGUCGCAGUUCAUUGCCGGACAAGUAUACAAGAAAACCAGCAUGCAUCUCAUGUCCGUCCGACAACAACCCAACGAAAGCCUCAAGGAACACAUUAAGAGAUUCAAUGACGAGUCCUUGAACAUACCGAACUUGCAAGAUUCCGUUGCCUUCACCGCACUCAUGACCGGGCUAAAGGCAGGAAGCCGAUUUCGUUGGGUCUUGGCCGACGAGCAAAUAUCUACCCUGCCCCAAGCAAUGGUCCGGGCACAGAGGAGGGAGAUAUACCUUGACAUCAAGGAAAAGUCAUUGCUGCCAAGUCCAACCCCGAUCAGGACCCCCGCGUCCAAAAGAGACAAGAGCCUCUGGUGUGAGUUCCACAAAGAGUGCGGACACACUACCAAGGAUUGUCGAGAAUUGAAAAGGGCCUUGGACAGACUGGCCGACGAGGGAAAGUUGAACAAAUAUUUGAAGGGCUCCUCCUCUGACAAGAAGGAAGAUAACAAGGGAUCAGAUGUCCAUAGUGAUCACACCGAGGGAUAUGUUGGGGUGAUAGCAGGGAGUCUCGCAUCUGGUGGCCUAACCGGCAACGCCAGAAAAAGACACUUACACGCACUAACCCAUCAGAUCCUCGAUGUCGAAGCACCUUCAUCGAACCUCAAAUGUCCCACAAUAACAUUCCAAGAGGACCCCUCUCGGAUUAUCCGUGGUCCACAUGAUGAUCCCCUGGUUGUUGAGAUUAAGGUAGCCAACCGAACAGUUAAAAGAGUGUUGAUUGAUAGUGGAAGCUCGGCGGACAUCCUAACCCUUGAAUUCCUCGAGAGGCUACGUUACAAGAAAAGUGACCUCGUCGACAUCAGCCAACCUCUCGUAGGGUUCGGUGGUCAAUCAGUAUACCCCGUCGGCAUGAUCAAGCUCCCCGUCCGUAUCGGAGAAAAAGGAAAAGGAAGAAACCUUCUCAUAGAUUUCAUGGUCGUCGACACACCCUUGCCUUACAACAUAAUAGCGGGGAGGCCUCUGCUAAACAAAAUCAAGGCUGCCAUCUCAACCUACCAACUCCUCCUCCAAUAUGAAACGGACAGCGGGGUAGUCGGGAAACUCUAUGGAGAUCAGUGGUAUGCUCGGCAAUGUUACAACAACAGUUUCAAGAAGGAGAAAAAUUCAAUCCCUAACACAGAACCCCCUAUGAAGAAGACAUGUGUAGAGGAAAAAGAGUCUCUGGCUGACGAUCUAGGUGUAUUCCUUAGUGAAGAUCCAAAAUAUUAUGCCCGCCCUAGACCAGCCGAGGAAGAUGAGGAGAUAGUACUUGACAAAGAUCCACUUCAUACUGUCCGGGUUGGAAAGAACCUAGGUGAAGAAUUGCGAGGCAAAAUCAUUGCUAUUUUGCGAGAAUACAGGGAUGUGUUUGCUUUCUCAGUCACGGAAAUGCCAGGCAUCGACCGACAAACUAUGGUGCACGAACUGAACAUCAAAGAAGGUCAUCGACCAAUCAAACAGAAGUUGCGACAUCAAGGCCAAGAGCGCAACCAGGCUGCUGCUGAGGAAAUCCACAAAUUGUUGAAGGCAGGGUUCAUCCGGGAGUGUCAAUACUCAGAGUGGCUCUCUAAUGUGGUCUUGGUAAAGAAGCCAAACGGAACCUGGCGAAUGUGCGUCGACUUCACAUAUCUAAAUAAAGCUUGCCCCAAAGAUGAGUAUCCUCUGCCAAAAAUUGACAGGCUCGUCGACUCGACGGCUGGACACGGCCUGUUCAGCUUCAUGGAUGCCAAUGUAGGCUAUCAUCAGAUUCCCAUGUCCGAAAAAGACCAAGCCCACACUGCCUUCAUCACCAACCAAGGAGUAUAUUGCUACAAAGUGAUGCCCUUCGGGCUAAAAAAUGCAGGGGCAACUUACCAGAGGCUAGUUAACAAAAUCUUUGGAGAACAGAUUGGGAGGAACAUCGAAGUGUAUGUCGACGACAUGAUCGUCAAGAGAAAACUUCCUAAAGAGCACUCUUCCGACCUCGAAGAAACACUCAAGACCCUACGUCUACACAACAUGAAGCUCAAUCCAAAGACAUGCGUGUUUGGAGUCAAAGGUGGGAAAUGCCUCGGAUUCCUUGUGGACGAAAGGAGAAUCGAAGCAAAUCCUGACAAAAUACAGGCGCUCCUCGACAUGAAAUCCCCCCGGUCAGUCAAGGAAGUCCAAAGACUCACUGGAUGCAUAGCAACCCUAGGCAGGUUCUUGUCCCGAUCAGCUGAUAAAAGUCUUGCUUUCUUCAAAGUACUGAAUGGAAAAGGGUUUAAUUGGAAUGCCGAAGCCGAGGCCGCUUUCCAACAACUGAAGGAACAUCUCUCGACCAUUCCCAAGUUAGUCUCGCCGUUGGCAGGAGAAACUUUAUACCUUUACUUGGGCAUCACUGAGUACGCAAUUAGCGCGGUCCUUGUCGCCGAAAGAGAGAAACAGCAACACCCAAUAUACUUCAUCAGCCACGCAUUCCGAGGAGCAAGAGCCAAGUAUCCACUCAUUGAGAAAAUGGUAUAUGCUCUAGUGAUGGCCAGUCGAAAACUCAAACCAUACUUCCAGGCACAUCCAAUCAAGGUCCUGACAAGCCAACCUCUGAGAAAGGUGAUUGAGAGUCGAAACCAUUCAAAUCGCAUGACCGAAUGGGCAAACCAGCUCUCGGAUUUUGGCCUGGAAUACGAGCCGAGGAGGGCUAUCAAGGCACAAGCCCUCGCCGACUUCAUCGUCGAAUGCAUUAAUCGGCCACCCGAAAAAGAUACGGCAAGCCAAAAGUCGUGGGAACUUUAUGUUGACGGGUCGGCCACGAGGACAGGGUGUGGAGCAGGCAUAUUGAUCAAAACGCCCAACGGUGAUCGGCUCGAAUAUGCGGUUAAGUUCUCAUUCUUAGCCUCCAAUAAUGAAUCAGAAUAUGAGGCACUUAUUCUCGGAAUUCAAAUGUGUCAGGCCGCGGGAGCCAUCUCUGUGCAUGCCAAGUCAGACUCACAACUCAUCGCCGGACAAAUUCAAGGAGAUUUCGAGGCUAAGGAAGACAGCAUGAAAAUGUACCUUACAAAGGCAAGGAAAGUCAUCGACCAACUGCAUGAUUUCACCAUCCAACAUAUUCCCCGAUCAGAAAACCAACAAGCCGAUGCCCUUUCAAGGCUAGCAAGUUCCGCAGAGGGGAUGGAGCCUAGGACGAUCAUUUGGGAGGUGCUCCAAGAGCCUAACAUAAAUGUCGAGGCACUCAUGAGCCUAGACAGAGGUCCAGAUUGGAUGGAGAAAAUCAUAAAGUUCAAAAGAGAUAAUGUGCUCCCUGACAGUGAAAAAGAGGCGGCAUCGAUUAAGAAACAAGCAGAUUGGUUCCUCUGGCACGACGAGACUCUCUACAAGAUUUCAUACACCCACCCCUUGCUCAAAUGUGUUACCCCAGAGGAAGGAAAUUACAUACUCCGGGAAAUACAUCAAGGGGCGUGCGGGAGCCACCAAGGGGCAAGAACCAUUGCAGGAAAAGCACUCCGGUCGGGCUUCUAUUGGCCAACUUUAAGGAAGGAUGCAACAGACUUGGUGGGGGAUGACAUCCUCGGCCCAUUCCCAGUAGCCUCCGGUCAGAGAAAAUUCUUAAUUGUGGCUGUCGACUACUUCACUAAAUGGAUCGAGGCAGAACCUCUGGCAAAGAUAAGUGACAAGCAAGUGCAACAAUUCAUCUGGAGGAAUAUCAUCACAAGAUUUGGAGUCCCUCGGACACUCAUAUCAGACAAUGGUCGACAGUUUGACAGUAAAGCCACCAAGGGAUACUGUGAUCGCUUCGGCAUACAAACUCGAUUCACGUCGGUUUCAAGGCCCCAAAGCAACGGCCAGGCAGAAUCUGCUAACAAGAUUAUCUUGAAUGGACUCAAGACUAUGAUCGAGGGAUCUAGUGGUUCUUGGGUCGAUGACCUACCUGGUGUCUUAUGGUCGGCUCGAACCACUGUCAAAGAAUCUACUGGGCAAACUCCUUUCUCACUUGUCUAUGGAAGUGACGCCGUCCUUCCCGUCGAAGUUGGCAUUCCCUCACCCCGAGUCACUUACUAUGAUUACGAGAAAAAUGAAGCCGAAAAAAGGGUUAAUCUCGACUUGCUCCCCGAAACAAGAGGAAACACUCUGCUCAAGUCCAUUGCCUAUAAGUAG